Messenger RNA from Pipra filicauda (Wire-tailed manakin), 1495 nucleotides. RefSeq names its product IQ motif containing G (gene IQCG). NCBI's taxonomy places the organism in Eukaryota, Metazoa, Chordata, Aves, Passeriformes, Pipridae. The transcript has 11 exons. Gene Ontology annotation, biological process: sperm axoneme assembly; cilium organization. Gene Ontology annotation, molecular function: protein binding. Bases 214 to 1389 code for a protein of 391 amino acids. The record is from RefSeq and is a predicted model, not a curated record. Gene Ontology annotation, cellular component: cytoplasm; sperm flagellum.
CCGGGCGGGAAGUUGAGGGGAGGCCCGGCCGGGCUGGGCAGAGCGAGCGAGAACCGGCUGUGGCGGUGGAACGAGCCGAAGAGCCCGAGAAGGAGAAGGGCAGCGAUAAAGGAGAGGAAGAAAAUCUCAGAAGCAAAGGGAUGAAAUCAGUUCCAUCUUUGUGAUCAAAAGCCCUGCACAGUGGGAUUAUAUUAGGACACAGAGACUAAACAAAUGGAAAAAGUCACUCAUCUGGAAGCUCUGCUGUUUGCUGCUGUGCUGGAGAACUGUGUUGAUCAGCUUGAAAUUCUUGGGUAUAUCAUGCCAAUUUCAGACGAGGACAAGACAGACCUCAGCCAUACUGGCAUCCAGGAAAUGAAAGAAAUCACAGAGACCCAGAAGGAGCUGGACAUUAAUGACCCAGAGCUUAUGUCAGCAAGGCAAGAGAGUGAGGAAACAGUUACCUCCAUGGCCCUGAAAAACACUGAACCCAAGCAGCAGAUGGGGCAAACUGAAGAUGGGAAAAGCACCCAUCAGCCUUCCAAAAGGGACAGGAAACACAGCGCUGUGACUGCAGAGAAGCUCAGAAAAAUUGAAGCUGACAGGCAGUAUGCAAGUGAUGUAAUUGCUGUCACUAUGAAAAAGAUGCAGGAAUCGGGAAUAUUUAAUAGCCUAACAGAAGCUAAUGAGAGAGAGAAGGAAGAAAAGAGCAAGUUUUAUGACGUCCUCAUCAGGGAGGAGGAAGGAAAGAAGGAGAUAAAGUCACUCCAGAAACAGCUGCAAGAUGUCAAGAGACAAACUGCAAAAGACCUUCAGAACCGAGACAAGAUCAUUGAUCGCCUCAAAGACAAACUCCAAGAGAAGACGGCCAAACUGGACACAGAAAGCUCCUACAUGAAGAAAGACACAGACCUCCAGAUCCACCAAACCCAGAGGAAAUGCAGCAAGGAAGAGAAUGCCCUGAACAACGAAAUCCAGAACUUGAAGAACAAAACUGAUGAGGAGAUUCAGCUCCACACAGAGACAGAAAAUUUCCUCAGGCAAGAGUAUCAGAAGGUGGAAGAGAAGCUGGAAUACUGGAUGCAGAAGUAUGAAAAUGACACUGACGCGAAAGAAGUAGAACUGGAUGACUUAAGAGCGUUGAAGGCAGAGAACUUGGAAACAAUGCAGAAAUUUGCCAAGGAGUGCCUGAUGUUCGAGGAAAACAUCAUCACUGACCGGACAGAAAAGAAGGAUAGAAAAAAACAACGAGAGCAGGAUGCCCUGGAGCUGAAGAGUGCCCUGAAGGUGCAGGCCUGGUGGAAAGGCACGAUGGUCCGCAGAUUCCUUGGCCCUUACCAGGCCCUCGAGAAGCUUCUGAAGGAACAGGCAGCAGUGCAGACAGAAACAGGGAAGGAAAAGAAAAAGUAAAGAAAGUAAAGAAAGUGCCCACAGAUGUGCUCCAGGUCUGUUGCUGGGCAGAGCACUGCAGUCUGUCUGACAGGACAAAAUAAACCAUAUAACAGAGUUCGGGCAA